Labeo rohita (rohu) is the source of this 1267-nucleotide messenger RNA. It is a transcript of the gene cd63, whose product is annotated as CD63 molecule. The transcript has 8 exons. Bases 188 to 901 code for a protein of 237 amino acids. NCBI's taxonomy places the organism in Eukaryota, Metazoa, Chordata, Actinopteri, Cypriniformes, Cyprinidae. Gene Ontology annotation, cellular component: membrane. The record is from RefSeq and is a predicted model, not a curated record.
AAACAGCUCGAGGUUCAGCCUCUUCUACAGUAAGGGGUGGGUGCAUUUAUAAGACGGAUCACAUUUACACAGUCGACUUUCAUAUCCGUGUAGUGCUGCUUGGACAGACAGCAUCCAAUUUUUCACUCUACAGUCUUCCUGGACGCUAAAUUUGGCAUUUUAACCAGAGGAUUUAAUCAAAAGCACCAUGGCUGUAGAAGGAGGAGCAAAAUGUGUCAAAUACCUGCUUUUUUUCUUUAAUUUCAUCUUCUGGCUGUGUGGCCUGGCCUUAAUAGUUGUGGGGGUAUUGGUGAAAGUUUCUAUCAAUGCCACGGCCAUCCUGAAAGGACAUACUGGGUCUUCUCUAGUGGUGAUCGUGGUGGGAGUCAUCAUCUUCUUCAUCGCAUUCUUUGGCUGCUGUGGUGCCUGGAAGGAGAAUCAAUGCAUGAUCACCAUGUUUGCUGUUUUUCUCUCCCUCAUCGUUAUCAUUGAAAUCGGAGCCGCCAUCACUGGAUAUGUCCUGCGUACGAAACUGACUGAUCUGUUGAGCAAAGGCUUGGACAGCUUGGUCGCAGGAUACAAUGAAACGGACAACAAGGAGGCUCUUGAUACUAUACAGAAACAUUUUAAGUGCUGUGGAGUAAACUCCUCUGAAGAUUGGUCAAAUUCAAAAGCUGUCCCUGCCAAAUCAGUCCCAGACACCUGCUGUAAAAACAUCACCAAGGAUUGUGGUGUUGGAGCUAUCAAAGAUGGCAACAAGAUCUACACAGAUGGAUGUCUGCCCAUUAUGAACAAAGAUCUAAGGGAAAAUAUCAUGUGGAUCGCUGUUGCAGCUCUGGUCAUUGCAUUUGUACAGAUCACGGGCAUCGUGCUGUCCUGCAUUCUGAUGCGAGCCAUCCACAGCGGCUAUGAGGUCAUGUGAUCACAUCCAGCUACAGCAGUUAACCCGUAUCAGCACAUCACUUAAAGCUCUUAGAGACUGUUCAGGUGUUUUUAAAACUAUUAUAUAAAUGCCAGUUGUUUUCCCCCUUGCUGUGUAAGUUGCCAGUUCUCAUUUUCUUUUAGAAUGAAAUAUCUAUGCUUUUAUGACUAAUCCAGUAGAUUAGUCUCCUUUUAAGUCUCCGAUUUAUAUUUUAGACAUUUAUACAGUUUUAAACUUGAUCUUUACCGCAGUGAGAUUCCUUCGGGGUGUAGGAGAACAAUCAAUUACAAUCAAUUAUUAAUUACUGAUAUGCCAAAUUUGAUACAUUUAUAGAACAUUCGUAAAAGAAUAAAAUGUUCUAAACAA